UCAUAUAAUUUGGACCUUUCAUGUCACCAUUGCCUCUGAGCCUGAUAUGAACAUGGAUUGGAAUUUCUGCAUCUUUUUGUACCUGUUUUGUGAAUUCCACUCAGUGCUGACAUUCAACAUCGAUCCUGUGUCUUGGAAGUACUUCACAAGAAACAAUGAUGUUGGCUUUGGCUAUAGAGUGAUACAGGUGGAUACAUCUAGUUUUCUUGUGAGUGAUCCUUUAGUACAAUAUAGCCAUAACAAAAGAGGACAAGUUUAUAGCUGUGGCAUUUCACAGGAAAUUUGCCUGCCAGUGACAAUUAAUGUGCCUUCUGAAGCUGUUAACAUGUCUCUUGGACUUUCUAUGACUAAGGAUAUACAAUCUUCUAAUUCAGUGGUUUGUGGUCCAACCAUUCCUAAGGACUGCAAAGUGCUUACUACCCUCAAUGGUAUGUGCUUUAUCGUGAACGGAAGCAAUGCUGUGAGUGCACCUAUACCAAGUGCUUUAAGAAGCUGCCCUCUAAAAAUAGACAUCGCUUUUCUAAUAGAUGGCUCUGGGAGUGUAGAAGAAGUAGAUUUUGUUAAAAUGAAAACUUUUGUCAUAACAAUAAUCCAGAGUUUUUCCGACUGCAGUUCUCAGUUUGCCAUCGCACAGUUCUCCACUGGUUUUGAAAUUCACUCCAAGUUUGAAGCAGUCAAUGACACUGAUUCAUGGAGGACAAGAAUAAGAGAGAUUAAACAGCAAAAAGGAUUGACCUACAGUGCAAAGGCUAUAAAUAAACUUGUGGAUGAGCUCUUCGUAACUGAAGGAGGGGCGAGGCAAUCAGCAAUUAAAAUCCUAAUUGUUAUUACUGAUGGUAGAUCAAAUGAUGAACCUCAUCUCAGAGCUGCUGUUGAAAAAGCAGAAAAGAAGAAUAUUAUCCGAUUUGCUAUUGGUAUCGGUGAAGCUUUUGAUGAUGCCCAAACAAAGCAGCAGUUACAUGUUAUUGCAUCUGCUCCUCUUGCUAAUCAUGUGUUUAAUGUGACUGACUUUGACGCAUUGGACAGCAUCCGUGAACUACUGGAAGAAAACAUUGCUAUUGAAGGUGUCCAGUCCACUGGCAGUUCUGCCACAAUGGAGUUUGCCCAGGAUGGAUUUACUGCAGUGUUUACAUCCAAAGAAAGCCUGAUCGUGAGUUCUGUGGGAGCUUUCCAGGGGAAGGGUGGAUAUCAGGAACACUAUCAGUAUGGCCAUUCAUCAGACUUCCAAGUGGGAAGUGAGGAAGAUAGUUAUUUUGGUUAUUCAAUGACAAUAGCAACACGGUCUAAAAAGAGGCUUGUCAUUUUGGGAGCACCAAGAUACAGGCAUAAAGGACAAGUGAUGAUUUCAAUAAUUGGAAAUAAUGCAACCAACCUGCUGGUGGAUUCACCCAAGCCUCAGAUUGGAUCAUACUUUGGAGCCGAGGUCUGUGUGGUUGAUCUGAACUCUGACACAAAAACAGAUCUACUAUUAAUAUCUGCACCAACCUACGUAGACUCUCAUUCUGAAGGCAGAGUUUUUGUGUACUUUUACUCUCGGCAGCCAUACUUCACUUUUUCUGAGGUGCUGAUGGGAAUGGCAGGUCACAGGGGUCGAUUUGGCUCUUCUCUGGCCAGUCCAGCAGAUCUGAAUGGUGAUGGUUUCAGGGAAGUGCUGAUUGGAGCUCCUUUAGAGGAGGACAGACAGGGCACCAUCUACAUCUUCAAUGGAGGAGUAGAUCAAAUAAUUCCCACAUAUUCUCAGAGAAUUACUGGAUCAUCUGUACGCUCAGGUUUACAGUUUUUUGGACAAGCUCUGAGUCAGUCCUCCUUAGAUCACAGUGGAGACAGUCUACCAGACAUUGCUGUUGGAUCAAAAGGAGCAGUUCUGCUUCUAAGAUCUAGACCCAUAAUGCUUGUCGGUGUGAAAGUAACAUACAGCCCAUCAAAAAUCUCAACCAGUCAAACAAACUGCACCAAGCCACUGGAAAACACCUUGACAGUAUGCUUCAACAUGAGUGGAUACAAACAUGCUAUAACAGAUUUGACUGGAAGCAUUAGCUAUAUAUUAAAGCUGGAUGCCAAACGAUAUAACCACAGAGCAUACUUCUUGCCCAAAAAUCGUGUCCUCAGUGAUGCUGUAAAUGUUACACUAGAGGAAGUGUGCAAAGACCAUCCAUUCCUCAUAGAGGCUUGCACAGAGGAUCAUCUCAACCCACUGCUUAAUGAAUUAAUGAUCACUUUUGAGGGUCUGCCCUCCCGAAGGCUGGAGAAUUUACAGCCUGUUCUAUUACCAUGGAUAAAGAACACAACAUUGUGGAUGUUAGAUUAUGAAAUGAACUGUGGAUCAGACAACCUUUGUGUUGACAACCUCAAAAUGGACUUUAGCUUUGGAUCUGCUAACAUAGAAGUUGGGAUAAUGCAGGAAAUCAAUGUGACAGUAUUUGUUGAAAACAAAGGAGAAAACUCAUACAACACUCAUUACACCCUCAACUACCCCUCUGGACUUUCCUACAGGAGAAUUGUGUCUCGAGUGGGCAGAGUGAAUUGCCUUUCUACAGAUGGCAUGCAAGGAAUUUUAUUAGGGGAGACCAUCUGUCAGGUCAACAAACCUCUUUUCGCAGGAAACGAUUCUGCAGUGUUUGAUAUUAUUUACAGUAUUAAUAAACAAAGUAAUUUUGACCAAAAGGUGACAUUGAGUGCAUCUCUUACCAGUGGCAAUACAAAUCACUCUGAAAGCAGUGAGCUGUUGAAAAUUAAAAACAUAAGUGUAAAACAUACUAUCUAUGUUGCCUUGUUGAGACAUACAGAUUCCAGCCUUUACACCAAUUUCACAAGUGGGAAGAAUAAUCUUGAAAAACCACUGAAACAGAUAUUGGAGGUGAAGAAUGAGUUUAGAGAGCUAAAUUUAACAGUUUUCAUUAGAGUACCUGUAAAACUGGGAGCUGAAAACAUCUGGACUAAUAAAAACUUACAGAUUCCAGAUUGCUUCAAGGAAAGAGAUGAGCAGCCCACCUUGACCAAUUUUCUGAAAGUGCUCAAAAAGAAAAAUGUCUUGAAUUGCUCUGUGGCGGUGUGUGCAGUUUUCAGGUGUGAUGUGAAUCUAAUGAGAAAUGAAAGGAAGUUCUAUAAUAUUUCCAGCAACGUGAGCUCUGGAUGGAUUGAGCAGAUUGGGAUUAGGUCUGCAUCCUUUCAGUUGGUCAGUACAGCAUCUAUGGAUUAUGAUGAGGAUAAAUAUAUAUACUUCUCCGAUUCCCUUAGCUCUGUGUCAGUGUGCGAGUUAAGCACUCAGGUGGAGGUCUAUGAGGAAUUCAGCAUCCUAAAGGAGGUCACUGGAGGAGUUAUUGGAGGACUGCUGAUCAUGUCACUCAUCACAGCUGCCCUCUAUAAGAGUGGUUUUUUUAAAAGAAAGGCCAAGCAACCCAGGAAGGAUCCAACACAAGAUACUGAUGAAGUGGAAAAUCUAAAUGAAAAUUAAUGCAGAAUUUAUUCAUUACUAACCCGAUUCCAAAAAAAAGUUGAGACACUGUACAAAUUGUGAAUAAAAGCAGACUGCAACAAUGUGGAAGUUUAAAAUUUCAAUAUUUUAUUCAGAAUACAACAUAGAUGACAUAUCAAAUGUUUAAACUGAGAAAAUGUAUCAUUUUGAGGGAAACAUUAGAUGAUUUUAAAUUUCAUGGCAUCAACACAUCUCAAAAAAAGUUGGGACAAGGCCAUGUUUACCACUGUGUGGCAUCCCCUCUUCUUUUUAUAACAGUCUGCAAACGUCUGGGGACCGAGG
Messenger RNA from Carassius carassius (crucian carp), 3757 nucleotides. RefSeq names its product integrin alpha-X-like. Bases 47 to 3454 code for a protein of 1135 amino acids. The record is from RefSeq and is a predicted model, not a curated record. Gene Ontology annotation, cellular component: integrin complex; external side of plasma membrane. NCBI's taxonomy places the organism in Eukaryota, Metazoa, Chordata, Actinopteri, Cypriniformes, Cyprinidae. The transcript is spliced from 30 exons. Gene Ontology annotation, biological process: cell-cell adhesion; cell adhesion mediated by integrin; cell-matrix adhesion. Gene Ontology annotation, molecular function: integrin binding.